This is a messenger RNA of Guillardia theta CCMP2712, 1190 nucleotides long. RefSeq lists its product as hypothetical. Bases 16 to 1173 code for a protein of 385 amino acids. NCBI's taxonomy places the organism in Eukaryota, Cryptophyceae, Pyrenomonadales, Geminigeraceae. The transcript has 9 exons. The record is from RefSeq and is a predicted model, not a curated record.
UCAAGGGUGACGACGAUGAUGGUGGCAGCGGCGCUGCUGGUGAUGGUGCCAGUCAUCUACCGUGUGAGAACACAGAUGACAACAAGCAAGGUUGAGCUGUCGACGAAGGGAAAGGAGGAUCUUUCGAUGUUUGCAAACUCAGCAGUCUCUUUCUAUGACCCGGGUGAUACUGCUCCUGAUUCUGACAUCUUGCCGCGGGAAGUGCUCGAAGACGAUGGCUCCAGAAUUGACAGGGAGGACGCUCAGCGCAAGUCAGCCAGCCCCAACUAUGGCAAUGCACACUGGUAUAAGGCAGGGCAGAGUGCAGAUUUUCACGGAGACCUGCAAGAGGAGAAUCGAAAUCUUGAGAGAAGAGAAAAGAACGCAGAACACAAGCAAAGGGUGCAGGCUGAAAGGCGUGAAAAAGCAGCAGAUAGGAGGAGGGAGCACAGGGAUUAUGAGGAGAGGAAGAGGUCUGCGCACAGAAGAGUCGAGAGGAUCCUCCGCGAACGCAGAACGGAUGAAGCACAUGAGCGAUAUGAGAGUCAAAGACAUAGAGCUUCCAGUCGGCAGGAGAGGAUCAGGGAGGAGAGAGAGAGAGAGGCGAAGAAUCAAAAGACUUCUUUUGCCUAUCGCCACCCUUUUGCGGCCGACAAGAAGGGACUGGGAAAUCUUGUAAAAGCUGAAUUCCAGCAAGAUGAGCAGAGGAUGAAAGCAACUACAAACGCUAUCUUCGGGGAUUUGAAAGCAAACCAUCAGUGGUCACAUGGAGGUCUUCUGAUCACAGACGUCAACCAGGCGCCGCCGCGAACAUUGCAUGAAGCUAUGGAGGCUCGUCAUGCGAGAGAGUAUGCGAGAAGGGAUUAUGCAUCACAUGAGAAGUCGAAGGAGCUCUCGGAGGAAGCAAGAUUCGUUCAUCCUAGGCAAGAGAGGGGAAGGGACAGGAGGAGACGCACACGCGCUCCCUGCACCAUCGAGAUGCUGGAGAACGGAGGGUGUUCGGACAGCCAUCAGGUCAAGGAGCAUGAAGCAAGGAGGAGGUUCGCGACCAAGAAGGAUCAUAAGAUUCAAUUGAAGCUCUCGAAGCACGAGGACCAUCAGAUCAGGAAUCAGGUCGUGGCUCCCAACGCCGCUCCUACUGCUGGUUCAGUGAUAUCAGGAUGGGUGAAUGACGUAGGAUCUCUGUUCAGAUGAAAGAAAUGGAAUAUUCG